Colletotrichum tamarilloi is the source of this 303-nucleotide messenger RNA. RefSeq lists its product as uncharacterized. Bases 1 to 303 code for a protein of 100 amino acids. The transcript has 3 exons. Lineage: Eukaryota; Fungi; Ascomycota; Sordariomycetes; Glomerellales; Glomerellaceae. The record is from RefSeq and is a predicted model, not a curated record.
AUGCGUCUACCUAAUCUUCUCGCUGUCGCGAUGCUCCUCGGCCUCGGCGCCACCGCCGCCUUGCCCGUCGAAGAUGUCACGGACAUGACAGACUCCGAAGACGUCGCAAAUGACGCAAUGGCGAAACCACCUCCGCACAAAGUAGAAAAGCCAUGGAUGAUGUGGGGUAUGUGCGCUAUAGCAUCGAACCAAUGCAUCAUUCACGGGCCUCACGGUGAACGCAGAUACCAGUGCAAGAACUUUGUUCUGUACAAGGGAUGGGGGCACGUGUCGCGGACAAUAUACGACAACACCACGCAUUAA